Astyanax mexicanus (Mexican tetra) is the source of this 3585-nucleotide messenger RNA. Its product is annotated as zinc finger protein OZF. NCBI's taxonomy places the organism in Eukaryota, Metazoa, Chordata, Actinopteri, Characiformes, Acestrorhamphidae. Gene Ontology annotation, biological process: regulation of cytokine production; negative regulation of transcription by RNA polymerase II; regulation of immune system process. The transcript is spliced from 2 exons. The coding region runs from base 147 to 1601 and encodes 484 amino acids. The record is from RefSeq and is a predicted model, not a curated record.
AGGUGGCGGUAACGCACCUCUAAAGAAGAAGAACAAGAAGCCUGGAGAAGCGGGGAAGAAGAUCCCGGUCGGUGGUGUUGCAAUAGAGAAACAGGAGCUGCUCUGUUAAAGAAUCACCUCCUGUUGCAAGUCAUCUGCUGCUCCUAAUGUCCACUUUUCUGCACAGUUCAAAUAUACUUCAACAACCACCUCAAGAAGGUGUCACAAUGUUGUCAUCAGAGGAAAUUAAAUGUGAGAAUGUGGUGUCUGAAAGCUCCAAUACUCAGGAAACCUCCUCUGCUAAUCUCGAAAGUAACACCUCGCUCAGACGACCACGAAAAUCUAAAGGAAAAGAGAAGACUCACAAGUGCUCGGAUUGUGGGAGGAGCUUUACUGCAGCAAGCGAUCUCAGAAAGCAUCAGCGCAUUCACACUGGAGAGAAACCAUUUCAGUGCUCAGAGUGUGGACAGAGAUUUAGAGUGAGUUCUAACCUCAGAACACACCAACAUAUUCACACAGGAGUGAAACCAUUUAAGUGCUCAGAGUGUGGACAGAGUUUUAAUCUACAGAGCACUCUACAGCAACACCAGCGCAUUCACACUGGAGAAAAACCCUAUCAGUGCUCAGAUUGUGGGAAGAAUUUUAGACAUAAAGGUGCGCUUAGAAUUCACCGGCGCAUUCAUACAGGAGAGAAACCAUAUUAUUGCUCAGAGUGUGGUAAGAGUUUUACUACACAAAGUGAUUUUCAAAAACACCAGCGCAUUCACACCGGAGAGAAACCGUAUAAGUGCGUGGAGUGUGGGCACAGUUUUAAUCAAAAAAUUAAUCUUCAGAAACACCAACGCAUUCACACUGGCGAGAAACCCUAUCAGUGCUCAGACUGUGGACACAGUUUUAGUCAAAAGAUAAAUCUUCAGAAACACCAACGCAUUCACACUGGAGAGAAACCAUUUCAGUGCACAGAGUGUGGACAGAGUUUUAAUCGACACUAUCAUCUCCAAUCACACAAGCUUAUUCACACAGGAGAGAAACCGUUUAAGUGCUCAGAAUGUGGGAAGAGUUUUAGAGUGAUUAAUUCUCUCAAAACACAUCAACUUAUUCACUCUGGAGAGAAACCGUAUCAGUGUUCAGAAUGUGGGAAGGGUUUCAGAUCGAGUAAUGCCCUCCGCAUACACCAUCGCAUUCACCUAGGGGUGAAACCGUAUUAUUGCUCAGAAUGUGGGAUGAGUUUUAGAGUGGGUAAUGCCCUCAGAAAACAUCAAAGCGUUCACACAGGAGAGAAACCACAUAAGUGUUCAGAAUGUGGGAAGAGUUUUAGAGCUAAUCAUGCCCUAAAAGUACACCAGCGCAUUCACACAGGAGAGAAACCGUAUCAGUGCUCAGAAUGCGGAAAACAUUUUAGGGUGAACAAUGCCCUAAGAGCACACAAGCGCACUCACACUGGAGAGAGGCCGUAUCCGUGUUCAGAAUGUGGACAGAGUUUUAGAGCGCGUAAUGCCCUCCUUGUACACCAGCGCAUUCACACAGGAGAGAAACCGUAUCACUGCUCGGACUGCGGGAAGGACUUUCGACAUUCAAAUUUCAGAAAACAUAAAUGCAUUAAGAAAGAUACAAAAACUUAAGGCUUCUUUUUCUUCCCCUGGUCGCUUUAACCUGCUAGACCAGAACUUUGUGGUGUGGAGUUGAGUGUUCUGCUCUCAAUCUGGGAAUUUGUGGGACUUUUUUUUUUUUUAAGAGACACUGCAUAAGACGGAGUUUGUGUUAUAUAAAUGUAUAUAAUCAAAAGACACCUUCACAUUCAGGAGAUAAACUGUAUCAGCGCUUGAACUGUGUACGGAACUUCCACCACUCAAAUUUUAAGACCUAGUAUAACCUAGUAUAUGUUCUGUUUUUAUGAUGAACAUAAAACAAUAGAAGUAAUGCAAUACACUGUAUAUACAGUUAAACUGAUGACCGUAUGUUCUCUGAUGUCGAGGAUGUAUUACUGCAAGUGUCAAACAUGGAAAUGUGUAAAAAUAUUUGUCUCCCCAUUGUAUAAUAGUUGGACGAAAAUAUGCAUUUGAUUAAUUGUAGUUGACUACAAAUAUGGUAAACAUAGAUUCUCUUUUUGCCAGAUUGUCUUCUUCAUGAUGUGAAAAAUGCACGCACCUGGGAUUUCUAAAUUGUGUAAAAUGUUGGGUUUUCACACUGAUUAUACAUUAGUGUUUGUUGCUACAGACAGCAUUCAUUCUGUGUGCAGAUUUCUACAGGCUUUACAUGUCUGUGUCCUACCUUUUCCCCGUCACUGUUGGGAUAUAUGUACAGUGUUAUAUAAAAUUUUCAUGAUAUUCCCUUAUAAAUCAUUGGUUGUUCAGAUCAGAAAUUUCAGUUAAAUAUAUCACAUAGCAGAUUAACACAGAUAUAUUUGUGAAUAUAUCUUGUGUUGUGAAUAUAUUGAUGUCAUUUUUCUGUUGGGUGCCCAAAUUUAUGCACCUGCCUAAUUUAGAUUAAAGAAUUAUUGCACAUUUUCUGUAAAUCCUAUAAACUUCAUCUGCUAUAUGAUAUGAUAUAUUUAACUGAAAUUGCUUAAUCCGAACAACCAAUGAUUUCUAAAGGAAAAUCAUGAAAAUGAUCAUGGGUGCCCAAACUUUUUCAUCCAACUGUACCAACAUGGACACCCUUUUAUUUUAGAAAAAGGGAAAACAGCAGGUAAUGGGCUUAUCUUUUAGGCUCUGUCUGGAACAUGCCUGCAAUCCUGAAAGCCUGCAUAUUUCUUUUCUGAAAUAAAAGGAUCUUCUGCUAUUUUUAACUCAUCGUUUACUUUGGUCACACUGUAUAAAUCCAGCCUUCCUACCAACCCUAAUGGUCCACAUUCGUAUUCCUCAAUCUUGGUCCUGGUGCCCCUGUCUUUAAAACGGCCCUGCACCACUGAAAGGGCUUGCUAAUGAGCUGAUUUGUUGAAUCAGGUGUGUUGGAAGCAUGAGACGUGACUGGGUGCAGUCCUGACAGAAGAAUCCUCAGAAUACUGUCUGAGCAUUUCUUAUGUUUCAGAAGAAGAAAUUGAGAAGAAAACACUAGUCUUGAGAAACACUAGGAUUGAAAAACACAAGUCUUACAUUAGGGGUGUCCAAAGUCUUGUCCUCGGGCCAAAUGCAACCCACAGACAGAUAUUAAUUGACCCAUGGCAUCCCAUUUAAGAAUAGUGGCAGAAUGACGUUGCACCACUGUGUUACAGAAGUUAGCUGAAAUAAAAAGCCAUUAGUGAAUAAGCAAAUAAAAUGUGUCUUCCAAUCUGUUUUACACUACUAAUAUAUAAUGCUAUAGCAUUUUUAUUUAAAAUAUAAAAAACUGAAUUUAAUAAUGAAUAUGUAUUGUUGUGUAAGUUAGCUUUCUCAUAAUUUGGAUGCAAUAUUAAUAAUAAUUUCUGAAUGUUUUUUUGAGAAAGUUAGUUAUUCUGAUGUUCCAUCCGGCCCCCUUGAAAUACGUUUGGACACCCUUCUUUUACCUCAUUACCCAUUCAUACAUGCACAUAUUUCCAAUAACAAGCAAAAGCUUCCCAACACAGCUGAAUUGAUCAUAAAUUAAAAAUACCUAAAUGCAAGUGUAAAUAAACACAAUUCAAAUUGA